AUGACAUCCCCGGCAUCGCCAAACACCCUCUCGGCGAGCAACCUGCAGGUUCUCCCUCCUAUUUUGACCGAUAACUCAGUCAAGCCAUCUCAGAGCGCAAGGGAUCGGCUAUCCACAUACUCGAAUAUCUCCUUCGUCUCUCAGCAGAACCGGUCACGGCCUGGCUCCCACGUGUUCCCCAUCUUCCAUUCCAGCCUCCCGUACGCCCUGGUUCGGGACUUCGCUUACCCAUCAAUCCAUCCGUUGCACUAUGGGCCCCCUCCAUCACAUGCCUCGGGCGUGUCGACCCCCGCUAGCGAAUACCGUCGCUUGUCCGAUCCGCCGACUUCUUGGGACACCUCGAAGGGGCCAUGGGCUACUACGGGUGGAUGGAACGCGGAGAGCACUCAAGGCCACCAACAAUUACCGGCCAUGUCGUUCGGUGAUGGACCUCCAUACAGUGAAGAUGAAGACCUGCACAGUCCCGUGGUGACCUCAUCGCGCCAGCGCAAGAAGUCUACUGGAAACGAUCUGAACGGCAUGGUCGAUGAGCACGGCAUGUUGGUCGCUGGAAAUGCAACCCGCGGUACAUUUGUUGGUCUGAAUCCUGAUGGGAGCGAGACCUACUAUGUCAAUGGUGGAGAUGGAGUGGGAGAUGGUCCUGGUGGGGAAUACGUGACAUACCCUGCAAAUGAAGGACAAUACUCGGUAGCGUACGGCGGCCAGCCAGGCUAUGCGCAGGAACCUGGCUUCGAGUCAGAAGACGACUACGCCCGCGGAGAUCGAUACUCGAACGAUUAUCAAUUUGCUGUUGGCUGUCCGGACGAGGAAAUGCAUGGAAAGGCCGUCGCACUCUUCGACUUUGUGCGCGAGCACGAAAACGAGCUCCCUCUCACCGAGGGCCAGGUGAUCUAUGUUUCAUAUCGGCAUGGUGAAGGCUGGCUAGUCGCUGAAGACCCGAAGACAGGAGAAAAUGGCCUGGUUCCAGAACAGUUUGUUCGACUUCUGCGAGACAUUGAAGGUGGCCUGACCUCGUUGAACGGGGAGCCCAACCUGGAUGUCACUGAAGUCAGCUUGUCAACCAGCAUGGAUAUGACCGAGGAUGAACAUGUUUCAACACCCACCCAAGACAAUCAUAGAGGCACGAAUGGCGAUACCCCGGUGUCAGUUUCUGUUUCAAAUACAGAUCAAUCUCAAUCUACAUCAGAGACUGGGAAGACUGUUGGAUCUGGCAACCGAUCCAGCAUGAUGACAAAGACUUGA
Messenger RNA from Penicillium subrubescens, 1242 nucleotides. Its product is annotated as adaptor protein NBP2. NCBI's taxonomy places the organism in Eukaryota, Fungi, Ascomycota, Eurotiomycetes, Eurotiales, Aspergillaceae. Gene Ontology annotation, molecular function: protein binding. The coding region runs from base 1 to 1242 and encodes 413 amino acids. The record is from RefSeq and is a predicted model, not a curated record. The transcript has a single exon.